CAAGUCUCCAAGACCCCAAUACCAACCUCAACUUCUACCAUGGCCACCAUUUCCGCCACCUUCAAAGCUUAUGAGUACUACAAGUUCGGCGAUGCGCUGGAGGAGAUCAAAUUCAACGCCAACGCUGUCCAGAAGCCGCUUCAGGGCGACGAGCUGCGCGUCAAGAUCUUCAGCGCGGCUGUGAA
Phytophthora infestans T30-4 is the source of this 185-nucleotide messenger RNA. RefSeq lists its product as uncharacterized. The transcript has a single exon. The record is from RefSeq and is a predicted model, not a curated record. The annotation marks the transcript as partial. NCBI's taxonomy places the organism in Eukaryota, Oomycota, Peronosporomycetes, Peronosporales, Peronosporaceae.